Molecule: messenger RNA, 925 nt
Organism: Gambusia affinis (western mosquitofish)
Lineage: Eukaryota; Metazoa; Chordata; Actinopteri; Cyprinodontiformes; Poeciliidae
Product: histone H1.0-B
Exons: 1
Coding region: 1-588 (195 amino acids)
Biological process (GO): chromosome condensation; nucleosome assembly; negative regulation of DNA recombination
Cellular component (GO): nucleosome; nucleus
Molecular function (GO): double-stranded DNA binding; nucleosomal DNA binding; structural constituent of chromatin
Source: RefSeq, a predicted model, not a curated record
AUGGCAGAGACGUCGGCCGCUCCAGCCAAAGCAAAGCGGGCGUCGAAACCAAAGAAACCCGCAUCGCAUCCAAAGUACUCUGACAUGAUUAAAGCGGCUAUUGUUCACGACGCGAGUCGGAACGGAGCGUCCCGUCAGUCCAUCCAGAAGUACGUGAGGAAGAACUACAAAGUGGGCGACAACGCCGAUGUCCAGAUCAAGAUGGCCCUGAAGAGGCUGGUGGCGUCCGGGAUGCUGCGCCACACCAAAGGCAUCGGCGCGUCCGGGUCCUUCCGGCUCACCAAGCCGGAGGACUCCAAAAAGCCCCCCGUCAAGGCGCCGACUGCGGCCAAGCCCAAAAAAGUGGCCAAACCCAAACCCAAAAAGGCGGCCAAGCCCAAGAAGGUGACCAAGACGCCCGAGAAGCCCAAGAAGGCGGCCGUCAAAAAAGUGAAGAAGGUCGCAAAGAAGGCGACACCUGCGAAAACCAAGAAAGCGCCGGCGAAGAAGCCCAAAGCGGCCAAAGCCAAGGCGAAACCAGUGAAGAAGACGGCCAAGCCCAAGGCCAAGACACCCAAGAAGACUGCGAAGACUUCCAAAAGGAAGUGAACGGACUUUCUGAGACUCACUGUAAAUACUUGAGGAUUUUUUUUUGUAUAUGUAUUAUUUUUGUAAGAUUUCAUGCAAAAAGUCUGUUUAUACCUGUAGUUUUUUCCUCCAUCCGUUGCAACAUCAAUAGACUGUAAAACUAACUGUGGACAUUUUCAUUCUGUUGAUAUUCGAGUCCGAGGAAAAUGUGUACAUUUAUAUAUAUAUAUAAAAUAUACAGCUGAACUAAUGAGUAGUUAUUUUUGGUGCUCAACAAUAACUAUUCAAACAUCCCAACGUGUUAAAAACUAUUUGCAAUGUAUGUCAAUAAAAACAACUUCAACUUGUCCUCAUUUUA